UCAGUUUUAUAUAGCACCUGCAGUCGAGGGUAUAUCACAGAGGCGGUCGUCUGUCCACUGCGUUGAUCUGAACCAUUUGAACAACUGAAAGUCCAAUUCCCAGUUAUAUCUCUGAAGAAUACUCUAAAGUCUGAUCAAUGGGCCUAGGGGUUCAGUCACUGCUGAGAAGAGAUUUGUGCAGUAGUGGUCGUGAAACUGUUGAAGUAUGGCACAAGAAUUUGAAUACCUUGAAAUUACUGUGUCACAUUACUACCGCCUGACUGUCCAGUAUGAUGAUUACAAAAGUGUUGGUGCUGAUGAUGGUCAUGGGAUUCAGUGAACCCAUGAAGAUCACCUUGGUCCCAGGAGACAACACCAUUGUAAAAUCUCCUCACUUCUUUCUUUAUUAUCCCAAAAGAAGGAGGUGCCAAUGGGAGAUCUCCUGUGCUCCUAGAGACACGACUUACCUGAAAUUUGAUUGUCCAACUUUCUCCCUGGAACCUUCAGAAAAUUGUGUCAAAGAUCGUUUAAUAGUAACAUACAAAGGCAACAGGACGUUGUACUGUGGGGACGCCACGCCUGAUGGCACCAUCACCUAUGACGGCUGGACAAGACUCGCCUUCAGGAGUAGAAACAGAGUUAACAAAGGCUUUAAAUGUAAUAUCCAGUGCACCAGUUUUGCUAUGCGUAUAUCCACCUAGCCUACCAAAGUCACCACUACCACGACUACCACCUCCACCACCACUACCACCACCACACUACCACGAAUACCACUUCCACCACCAA
Messenger RNA from Homarus americanus (American lobster), 765 nucleotides. RefSeq lists its product as uncharacterized. The transcript has 5 exons. The record is from RefSeq and is a predicted model, not a curated record. NCBI's taxonomy places the organism in Eukaryota, Metazoa, Arthropoda, Malacostraca, Decapoda, Nephropidae. The coding region runs from base 270 to 680 and encodes 136 amino acids.